AUGUCGAAACGCCAGGCAUCAGAGGCUCUAGACGACCUCUCGGGAAUCGAGUCGCCCGCAUCCAAAAAGUCGAGAUUCGACGACUACAACAAGAGCCUAACCCCGGCCAGCGUAGUCGAAAAUGGAGACGAGCAGAAUGGGACGAUAGGGGGCGAAGAGGGCGAGACCGACGAGUUUUCCGACGAGGACGAAGUCGAAGAGAAGGCGCCGAUUAGGCAAUCCGCACCGACAGCAGGGUAUGACGAUCUCUACCUCGACACCAUCGACCGCAACGUACUCGAUUUUGACUUCGAAAAACUGUGCUCGAUCACACUAUCCAACAUCAACGUAUAUGCAUGUUUGGUGUGUGGGAAAUACUUCCAGGGCCGGGGGCCGAAAUCGCACGCCUACUUCCACGCGCUCGAGGAAGAUCACCAUGUCUUCAUCAACAUGAGCACCCAGAAGGUUUACGUACUGCCGGAGGGUUAUGAGGUUACGAGCAAGUCCCUCGACGACAUAAAGUACGUGUCAGACCCGCGGUACACGCGACAAGAGGUGACGGAGCUCGAUCGCAAGCCGCACACAUCCUGGACGCUAGGGGGCAAGGAGUACGCCCCCGGCUUCGUGGGUAUGAACAACAUCAAGGAGAACGAUUACCUAAACGUCGUGGUGCAAGCGCUCUCCCACGUGGCGCCAUUGCGCAACUACUUCCUCCUUGAGGAUUUCACCUCCGCCCCCGAACUCGUCAAGCGCACAUCCAUCCUGUUCCGCAAGAUCUGGAACCCGCGCGCCUUCAAAUCUCACGUCUCGCCCCACGAGCUCCUCCAAGAAAUCUCCCUCCGCUCCAACAAGCGCUUCACCCUGACAGCGCAAUCCGACCCCGUCGAAUUCCUCUCCUGGUUCCUCAACCAUCUCCACCUCGGCCUCGGCGGCAGCAAAACCAAACCCGGCUCCUCCCCGAUCCAGCGCAUCUUUCAAGGCAAGCUCAAAGUCGAGUCCCAAUCCAUCACAGCGCGCGGCGACGGGCUCAACGACCGACUCCGGUUCGAGGAAGCGUCGGACGCCAAGACCGACAUCGCGCGUUUCCUCCUUCUGACCCUCGACCUCCCGCCCGCACCCCUCUUCCAGGACGAGCAGGAGCGCAACAUCAUCCCGCAGGUGCCACUGGCCACCAUCCUGGCCAAGUACAACGGCGUAACCGGCCAGGAGCUGAACGCGCAGCGCAAGCGGUACCGGCUGAUGCACCCGCUGCCGCCCUUCCUCAUACUGCACAUCAAGCGCUUCAGCCAGAACAAGUUCGUGUCGGAGCGCAACCCGACCAUCGUCACCUUCGACCCGCGCAACCUGGACGUGUCGCCCUACGUCGAGCCCGACCCGGCCCACUGCCCGCCGGGCGAGCCCGUGUGGUACGACCUGGUGGCCAACGUGGUGCACGAGGCUGUGCGCGCCAAGGAGGACGUCGCCGACAGCGCCGUCGGCGAGGAGCGCAAGACCUGGAAGGUCCAGCUGCGCGACAAGGCCACCGACGAGUGGGUCGUGGCCCAGGAUCUGUUUGUGGACAAGAUCCGCAGCGAGUUGCUGUAUCUGGGCGAGAGCUACCUGCAGAUUUGGGAGCGACGCAGGGGGCCGCCGCCUCGGCAGCAGAGUAUUGUGAUUGGGAAGGGGAAGGGGAGGGAUUGA
Chaetomium globosum CBS 148.51 is the source of this 1659-nucleotide messenger RNA. RefSeq lists its product as uncharacterized. Lineage: Eukaryota; Fungi; Ascomycota; Sordariomycetes; Sordariales; Chaetomiaceae. The coding region runs from base 1 to 1659 and encodes 552 amino acids. The transcript has a single exon. The record is from RefSeq and is a predicted model, not a curated record. Gene Ontology annotation, molecular function: zinc ion binding; cysteine-type deubiquitinase activity. Gene Ontology annotation, biological process: mRNA processing; spliceosomal complex assembly; protein deubiquitination.